AAGAAAUUUCUUUUGUAGAUUUUCCAUUCGUUGUCUUUGAGAGUUAUAACUUUUCUUCAUAGUAUCAGAGUGAUGGAUGAGGAAGGGCACGUGCGUCUUACAUUGGAAUUUGUGCGUAAAUUAAUAAUCAAAGAUGAACCUAACGUGGAGAUUACCAGUUUAGAAGAAGAACUCGGUUCAGGAAGAGGUGAUAAUUAUACAUCUAUGUUGUACCGCAUUCGUGCAAAAGGCCGAAAACAAGUAAGGAGCUGUGAAUGGAUCAACUACGAACGAGCUAUCAUUUACAAAGUCUUACCACGUUCAAGAGAACAUCGUGAAGCUUUUAAAAGCGAAUUACUAUUUCAAAACGAAGUAGCUUUUUAUACGUAUGUGUGGCCAGCUUUAAAUGAAUUACAGAAAAAUGGUAGAAAAGUUUUUAGUGGAGUUGCAAAAAUAUACGCAGCGCAAAUCGAUAUAAUUGCUAUGGAGGAUUUAAGAGAAAGGGGCUUUAAAAUGGCAGAUAGAAGAAAGGGAUUACAACUUGAGCAUUUGAAACGAGCGUUGAAAGCUUUAGCGGGUUUUCAUGCACUUAGUUUAACCCUUAGAGAAACGAGGCCGGAAGAAUUUGCAAGAUUAACGGAUCCAAAUGGAGGACAGGGUAUACAAGAAGCUCUUUUCCGAACAGAAAAUGAGGAUUGGUAUCGCCAAUAUUAUCAAGCUGCUGCUAAGAAUGCCAUCAGAAUGGUUUCUGAUGCCCUUCCUACACACAUGGAAUCAAAGAGAGUAGAAAUAAUGGAGAAACUACGAGCGUUUCUUAAUGACGAUGUUUUUUUUCGUACUAUGAGUGAAUUAGCAGCUAUGCAAGGACCACUUACUGUUUUUUGUCAUGGUGAUUGUUGGACAAAUAAUAUUUUAUUUAAGGAUGACUUGACUAGACCAAAUGAAGAAGUUGUCUAUUUAGUUGAUUUUCAACUAUCUCGAGUUGGCUCUCUUGCCCUUGAUCUUGCGAAUUUGUUGUACUGCUGCGCAAAUGGAGAAAUUAGGCGAGCACACAUGACACAACUUCUUCAACAUUAUCAUUUCCAUCUAAUGUCUUCGUUACAUACGCUUAAUCCAGAACAGCCACCAAAAGAUCCAUCUGUGAUGUGGGAGCUAUUAAACGAAGAAAUGCGACGAUGUGGGCGAUUUGGCGUAGGUCUUGCAUUAGAUAUUUUACCAAUUAGUACAUGCGAAAGUGAAGAGGCACCAGAUUUAUAUGAAAGAUCAGAAACAAGCAAAGGAAAGCAAAGCACACGAGCACCACCACGAGGAGGAGCCGAGUGUGCGCGACUCAUGACUGAUUUAGUUUUGGAACUCGUCCACAAUCAUGCUUUAUAGGUUGAAUUAUAUAAAAUUUUUAUGAAUAUCAUUCAUAUAUCUCACUUG
Eufriesea mexicana is the source of this 1404-nucleotide messenger RNA. RefSeq lists its product as uncharacterized. The coding region runs from base 73 to 1356 and encodes 427 amino acids. The transcript has 4 exons. The record is from RefSeq and is a predicted model, not a curated record. NCBI's taxonomy places the organism in Eukaryota, Metazoa, Arthropoda, Insecta, Hymenoptera, Apidae.